UUUGGGCGGGUGCCAGUAAUGGAAUGCGGUCACAGGCGCUGCGUAGUCGGUCCGCAGUGUGCCGAAAGAGGAAGUAGACAAGGGGUGCAGUACUCUGUGUGUGUGUGUGUGUGUGUGUGUCUGUAAUUAAUUAUGACAGGUGUUCUCCUGUAAUGGAAGAGAUUUUUACCACUGUAAAAUGAAACCGUCCCAAACCUAAGACGAAAGUUUUAAAUUUUCCACACGGAUAUUCGUUAUUUUCUUUUAGUAUGGUUUGAAAUUGUUCUCUUUAUUCUUGUUUUUAGUUAACGUGUGUACCUUGUACGUCUUCACAGCUGCGGUUUAAUCUUUUGGCAGAACAAAACUUUGUAACGACUGGUGUUAGACAUGAUAGUUUAAGAGAGACAACCCGGCAAGACGUAACACCAGAAUAAGACCAUUAAUAUUAAACAGAUCGCUUUCGAAGUUUCAUUUUUCGUGUUUAGCGCUUUCAGACUACGCGUUUUAGCGCCAUCUAGCGGUUUUUUAUGUUUUACAUUUUUUUACGUUAAAACUUUGUAUUGGCAAAAUUAAAAAGUACAUACAGUACAUAUUUUAGGGGGUAUAAGGGGAGACACCUCCGCCUUCAGCCGCAAUGUUUCGUCUAUUCGCGGCGCUCUUGCUGCUGCCUACACGUGUGGCCCUUCGGCUCGUGUCUUGGUCCUACUGGUCCGUAACGUACGGUACCUGUAGCAUCACCUCAUGCAUGGUGCUCGUGGGUAUGGUGUGGAGAACAGUGUUUAACCCCCGGAAAACGCUGUACUGGAGAGUAAGACGCAAACCCCCUGCCUGCCUGGAAGAUCCUUCGCUGGGAUCGCAUUAUUACAUCCGAAUGAAGAACUCUGGGCUGCGCUUCCAUUACGUGACGGCUGGGGACAGAGGCCGACCUCUCAUGCUCUUCCUUCAUGGAUUCCUGGAGAUGUGGUAUUCAUGGCGAUAUCAGCUUCGGGAGUUCAAGAAUGAGUAUUGUGCUGUGGCAAUAGACCUCCGUGGAUGUGGCGACUCUGACUGCCCCCGGAGGAGGGAGGACUACAAACUGGGUAAUCUUCUGGAAGAUGUGAAGGAUAUCAUCCACACCCUUGGGUACAGACAUUGUGUUCUGGUUGGUCAUGACUUUGGUGGGAUGCUGGCUUGGCACUUUGCAAUAACCUACCCUGAGAUGGUUCAGCAGCUCGUCAUCAUCAAUGCUCCACAUCCAGCUUUUUGGCAGGAAUAUAUUUUUCGCCAUCCUACUCAACUGAUGAAGUCAAGCUUUGCUUUCUUCUUCCAGAUUCCUUUUUUGCCAGAGGUGGUGAUGACACUUGAGGACUUUAGGGUAGUAAAAAAUUUACUGACUGGGCAGCGAUUUGGGAUCCAGAACCCAUCCAAACGUCUUACUGAGCAGGAAGUUGAGGCAUAUCUGUAUUCACUUUCACAGCAAGGACGGCUCACUGGGCCGCUUAAUUAUUACCGUAACCUGUUCAGUGUACCUGCAAAAUGCCAGGAUGUGAAUGUUCCAUGCCUUCUGAUCUGGGGUGAAAGGGAUAUGCUUUUUGGAAUGGAGGUUGCCAAAUGGUCGGGAGCUUAUGUGCGGAACUCCUUCAAGUUUAAAGUAUUACCAGGUUCAAGUCGUUUGGUACAGCAAGAUUAUCCAGAUCAUGUUAACACACUGGUGAAGACAUUUCUUAAGCAAACGUGCAAAUAAUGCUAUUCUGUGCAGUUGUUUGUUUGAAUUUGCAGUUUUCUUUGUCCACCUCAAAAAUAAGUAGGAUUGAAAGGCAUUUGAGUACCUUUAAGCAAAAGCUGUAUAUCUUUGACUGUCAUAACUCGUUAAAGUCAUAUGUGACAAUUUAAGAUCUUAACUGUCUGUGAUGUGGAAGUGCAGAUAAGAUUUAUCAGGGAAUAAUUUCAUUUUAUUUUGAUUUUCAAGUAUUUAUUUUAUCAGAACAAGUUGACUUUUGAGGCAUAUAGUUAGGGUUCUUCCUAACUAGGAAGGCUGGUGCUGCUGCUUAAUUAUUGAAAUGCAUACAGUUGCUAAUUCCAGAUGUUGAAGGUUUCAAGACUGUUCCCUUUCCUGUUUAGAGUAGUAAAUUACAUCAGUACUUGAGGCUGCUGUGCUGUGACUAACAGGAGGUAUGUAGUCAAAAAUGUACUUGGGUUGGGUUGGGGGUGGGAUGUACCGUUUUUAGCCAAUAGCCAGUUAUUGUUUUGGUGAAAGUCAUUGAGCAACUGUCUGAACUUGUCUGAGAUUAUUAGUAACAUUUUAUAAUCAUGUAUUUACUGAACUAGACUGAGUAAUGUUGGUUCAGUCUGUGAGCAUCUGAUUAGCACUGAAUUACUGGCAUAUUAUUUUACAUGCAUGAGGUUAUUCUUAUUAUAAAUCUGGCUUAAUGUAUGGUGCUAUGGGACUCUUUGUAUCCACUUUAUAUCUCUCAAGCAUUUCCAUUUCUUUCUUAAAGUAAUGGUCAAAUAGCAUCCACCCAGAUAUCAACAAAGGUCGAUUUUAUAUACUGAUUUAUUAAGAGACAAGAAAGUUUAUAGGCAACAUUUCAAUGCAAUGCAGUUUGCACAUUUUGACAAUGAGUUCUUGUAUUUUUUCCCACAAUUUGCCUCUUACACCCAGAAUGUGUGAAUGGGGACAUUUGAUUUGUCUGGAACUAAUGUGCAUUCUCGGUAACCUGCAGUUUGUCCCCACUGUCCCAGAAUAGGCCCUGUCUCUCCAAGAUAGAGCAUGAAUGAAUAGACAAUAUAUAUGGAAUCUAUGGAAGCUGCAUUAUUCUGUCCUGACAGAAAGCAAAAAAAAAAAAAAA
Messenger RNA from Polypterus senegalus (gray bichir), 2807 nucleotides. Its product is annotated as epoxide hydrolase 4. The record is from RefSeq and is a predicted model, not a curated record. The transcript has 7 exons. Gene Ontology annotation, molecular function: hydrolase activity. NCBI's taxonomy places the organism in Eukaryota, Metazoa, Chordata, Cladistia, Polypteriformes, Polypteridae. The coding region runs from base 614 to 1702 and encodes 362 amino acids.